AUGUCGAUCGAUCCUGCCAUUCCUGCUGCAUCUUUUGCAUGGGAUGUCUUGAAGUGGGUAGUUGUUCCUGUCAAGCGCCAAUUUGGAUACGUGAUCUCCUCCAAGAGCUACGCCCAGGAUCUUCAGAAGGAAGUCGGGAAGCUGACGUACGAGGCUGAGAGGAUCCACAAUGCCGUCGAAGUGGCCAGAAACAAUAUUCGGACGGUCUACAGUCUAGUCACCGAUUGGCACGAGAGUGCAGAGAAGGCCUUGAAGGAGGCGAGAGAGCUGUUGGAAGAGUUCGAAAAAGCGAGUAAGAGUUGCUGCUACGGGACUCUUCCCGACCCCAAUUGUCGCUAUCAGUUCAGCAGAAAGGCCAAGGAUAAGAUCGAGCUCCUUCAGCGACUCGCUCGAGAAUGCAGUGAAUUCAGGGACAUCUCCUCCAUUGAUCCUGCUCCGGGGAAUGUCACUGUGGUCUCCGCUCCUUCUGCCAAGGACGAUGGCGUCUUUGAAUCCAGAGCUUCGAUCAAACGUAAAAUCAUGGCCGCUCUUGCUGAUAACCGCAACAGUGUGGUUGGGGUUUAUGGGAUGGGCGGGAUCGGCAAGUCCACCCUUUUGGAAGAGGUUGAAAGAAGAAUAAGGGAAGAGAGUGACAUAAAGAAGGAAGAGAAUGUCAGCUUGCGAGCGAAGCUUCUGCACGAGAGGUUGGAAGAUGAGGAGAGGACGAAACAAGAAAAUGAUGAGGAGAGGCAGAAGAAGAAGAAGAAGGUGCUCAUAAUACUGGACAACUUGUGGGAGCCGCUGGACUUGAAAUCAGUCGGCAUUCCUUGCGGUCAUGAUAACAAAGUCAUAGGAUGCAAGUUGCUGUUGACGUCGAGAUAUCGAGAUGUCUUGCAAGCGGAAAUGGGCUGCGACGACCCCUUACUUCUUGGGGAGCUGCAGGAGGAAGAGGCAAGAAGAUUGUUUGAGAGUUAUGUCGGAGACAAAGUUCGCGAUGAAGAGUUCAAACCCUUGGUGGAGGAAGCACUCCAUAAAUGUGCAGGUUUGCCUUUCCUAAUUGUCCAAAUGGCCAAACUUCUUAAACACGCUAAUUUAUCCGGAUGGAAGAAUGUUUUAAAACAACUCAAGCUGUCUAAAAACGAGGGGAUUGGUGAGAAAGUAAAUAAGAUGUUGCAAUUGAGUUACGACCAUUUAAAAGGCGAGGAUGUGAAGUCACUGUUACGGCUCUGUGUUGUGUGUGGCGUCUCUAAGCCAUCUCUUGAAAACUUGGUGAGGUAUGGCGUGGGUUUGGGGUUAUUUCGAGAAGACAAGAGCAUGGAAGAAGCUAGAGAAAGUUUGGCAUCAUCCAUCCGCACUCUUCAAGACUCCUCCCUCUUGUUAGAGGAUAGAGAUGUUCAUGGUUUCAAAAUACAUGACUUGGUUCGUGAGUUUGUUGCCUCGGUUGCUUCCAGAGAUAACCCUUUUCUUGUGUUGAAAGAGAAAGAUAGGUUGAUAACAGAGUGGUCAAAGGACGAGCUCAAAAGUUGUAGGGCAACAUGCUUUCCCUACGUUGACAUGGAGGAGCUUCCUGAAGAAAUAGAUUGCCCCGAAAUGCAGAUGUUUUUGUUGUUCAGGAACAAUAAACCUCUUGAUGUUCCGGAUUCAUAUUUCAAUUCUAUGAGGAAACUCGCGGUCCUAAAUCUCACGGGGAUACAUCUCAUUCAUUCGCCAUUGUCGUUUCAACUCUUGGAGAACUUACACACCUUAUGUUUGGAUGACUGUUCGGUAGAUGAUGUAGCCAGUCUUGGCAACCUAAAAGGGCUACAAAUUCUCAGCUUUGCGAACUCCGAAAUUCCUCUAUUGCCGAAAGAAAUCGGGCAAUUGGUAGAGCUAAGGCUAUUAGACUUGAACCAUUGCUCGAGGCUUCAGGUAAUCAAACCAGGUGUGCUAGGAAGCUUGAUCAAAUUGGAGGAGUUAUAUGUGGAGAAUAGCUUUGAUCAAUGGAAUGCCAUGGAGCAAACUCCACCAAGUAAUGCCUGCCUUAUUGAGUUGAAUAACAUGAAGAAUCUCUACUCUCUACACGUAUCAAUUCCUGAUCCGAAUGUCCUGCCCAAGGAUUUAAACCUAGAAAAAUUAACCAAAUACAGAAUCCAGAUAGGCAAGACAUGGCACUCGUCAAGCGAGUACAAAACAUCAACAGCAUUGAAGCUCAAGUUGAAUCCAGCGAAUGAUAUUCUCCACAAAGGAUGUGUACGAACUAUCUUGGACAAAACUGAUGAUCUGUAUUUGGAUGGAUUGAACAAACCUCAAAGUAUUUGCGAGUUAUCCCUAGAAAGUUUUCCAAAAUUGAAGCAUCUACAUGUCGAGAAUGGUCCCUCCGUCCAUUACAUCCUCCAAUGCCCUUCCUCCACUGCUUUUAAGAGGUUGGAGUCAUUAGUUCUCGAAGAUCUGAUCAACAUGGAGAAGAUAUGCCACAGCCAUGUCUUGUCCACGUCCUUCCGUACAUUGAAAAAAGUACGAGUCAAGCUUUGUUUCAAAAUGGAAGUUUUGUUUCCUUGUUCAUUACUGAGAGAACUUCCACAGCUUGAAGAGAUCGGAGUUAUCGAGUGCGACUUGAUGCGGGAGAUUGGAGAAGCUGAUGAAGGUGGCAAAGUUGAGUUGCGUAAUUUGCGUGCAUUGGAGUUGCGUGACUUGCCAAGUAUGAAAAACUUUUUAUCCGCCGGGAGUGCUCCUUUGAGUAGUUCAUCAGAAACCCAAGCUGCCACUCAAGCUGUAUUUUUCAACGGGCAACAGGUUUCAAUCCCAUCCUUGCAGACCUUGACUAUGUAUGGACUUCCCAAUCUGGAAACUCUAUGGAGCGAAGAAUCUGCAGUGGAACUGAGCAAUCUUCAAUCUCUUGAGCUGUUGGGGUGCAAAUCUCUCUCGAAGGUUUUCAACUUCAGGUCGCUGGUAAAUUCACAUAAGCUGCACUCUUUAACUAUCAAAAAUUGCGUUUCGGUGCAAGAAGUUUUUGACCUUGAUGGACCAAGCGCCAGCGGAAAUGUUGAGACUCCCUCCGAGCUAACCACCUUGGAGUUAUGGGACUUGCCGAGCUUGAGGUGCCUAUGGAACAAGAAUCCUUGCGGACUAGUGAGAUUCCAUCGUUUAACAAAGCUAAAGGUGAUUGACUGUGACAGCCUCAGGUUUCUGUUUUUGGCAUCAAUGGUAAAACCUCUAGCACAAUUGAAAGAACUAGAAGUGAUGUAUUGCAAGAAGAUGGAGGCGAUCAUUAUGGAGGAAGAAGGGUUGGAAACGGAAACAUCAGGAAUUCUAGCAUUCCCGAUGUUGACUUAUUUGCGAUUAGCUUUGGAAAGUUUGACGUGCUUCUCUCGCAAAAAGUGUUCACGAGAAGCUAGGUAUCGGGAUCACGUUAAAUCACGCGCCACUGCCCUCUUCAAUCAUGAGGUUGCGUUUCCUCGCUUGGAGACAUUAGAGAUCUGGAACAUGGAUAAUAUCGAAAUGAUAUGGGACAAUCAAGCUGCUGCGGAUUCUUUCCACAAUGUAAAAUCACUUGAUGUGCGGGCAUGCAAUAAGCUAGUGAACAUUGUUCCUUCUUGCAUUGUUGGACGGCUUUGGAGCCUGGAACGUUUGCGUGUAUCUUAUUGUGGUUCGCUUGAAGUUGUUUUUGAACUUCAGUCACUGAAUCCUCUAGAUGGGAAUCCUGGUGUUCGUUCUCAAUUAAAAAGGCUGAUGUUAUAUGAAUUGCCACAGUUGAAGUGUGUAUGGGAUAAGGAACUCCACCAUCAAGUCAAAUUCCAGUGUCUCCAUUCUGUUACUGUUUCCAAUUGCAAGAGCCUCACCUCUCUAUUUCCAGCCUCAGUAGCGACAGAUCUUAUCCAACUUGAGGAGUUGGAGAUCAAUGCAUGUGGCAUUACAGAACUCAUCGGGAUGGAAGGACCAGUUCUUGGGGUUGUCUUCCCAAAGUUAAACUCCCUCAAGCUCAAGCAUCUGACAGAGUUGAAGUGCAUCUACACGGGAACACAUGCUUUAGGUUGGCCAGCAUUGAAGACUUUGGAGGUGCAUGGCUGUAACAAAGUGGAGAUACUCGCUUCCCAAAUUGAGAAUGAGACGCCACUACAGAAACAGCCUCUCUUCUUGUUGGAAAAGGGUGCCUUCCCAAAUCUACAAGAGCUAAGAUUGGAUUUAUCUGGACAUAUGGAGAUAUGGCAUGGGGAUUUUUAUUGUGAAGAAUUCUUCCGAACGCUUAGGGUUCUUGAGCUUUGUCAUCUCUCGGAGGAAUAUGCAAUAUCCAUGUGUCUUUUUAUUCAGAGUUUAACCAACUUGGAAAAGCUCGUUCUAUGCGAAUCUCAUCUAGAGAAGCUGAGCAGAAAUGUGGAAGCCAUAGAAGACCCAAGUCAUGAGCUAUUACCCUCGUCGAGAUACUUUCAACACCUGAAGACUCUAGAUGUGUCACAUUGUGAUGGUCUAUCAAGUAUGUUCACACCGACCAUGGCUAAAAACUUGACGGAACUCAUAGAGUUGAGGAUAAGAAAUUGUAAAAUGUUGAAAGAAGUUAUUAGUGACGAUGGGGGUAAGGAGGGGUAUGCAGUGACUUUCAAUCAGUUGAAGCACAUACAACUUGAUGGGUUGACGAGGUUGAGUUGUUUUAGCUCAAGUGAAUACACUUUGGUGUUCCCUCUCUUGGAAGAUGUCAUAGUGAGUGGAUGUCCCAACAUGCAGUCCUUCUCUAAAGGACCAAUAGUUGCGCCAAAGCUGGAGCGAAUACAAGUAGAAACACAAGCAGAUCCAAAGCCUCAACAUGAAGUGUGGUUUUGGAAGGAAAACCUCAACACCACUAUCCAAAAUAUGUUUGAAGAAAUGGCUACGAUUGCUAGAGUAAAGUUUAUGUGGCUAUCUGAGUUCCCUGAGUUGAUUGGAAAGUGGCAUAGUGAACUCAAUCCCAUCAAGUCAUCUUGGCAAUUAGAAAGAUUGGCAGUGGAUAAUUGUCCAUCAUUUAUUAACGCUAUUCCAUCCAAAUUGAUGCUUGUUUUAGAGAAAAUGACAAGGUUGCAAGUGUGCAAUUGCGAGUCUUUGGAAGAAAUAUUCGAUCUUGAAGGGCUUGAGCCUAUGGAAAUCACUCGGGUGCUACCUCAGCUACGAAAUUUGGGCUUGGUCAAUCUACCGAAGUUGAGGCAACUAUGGAACAAAGAUCUUCAAGGAACGAUGCGCUUCAGUUCUCUAUUUUCUCUGACCCUUUAUAAUUGCAGCAACUUGAGAUAUGCUUUCACUCCAUCGAUGGCUCGAUGCCUUGCAAAUCUACACGGCAUUGAAAUAAAGGAGUGUGGUGAAAUGGAAGAAGUGAUCGCAGAGGAAGAAGGGCACAUAAGCGUGGUUGAGAAGAUCACAUUCCCGAUGCUCUAUACGAUGACGCUGGAAUGCUUGCCCAAUUUGACGAGUUUCCUCUCGGGAAAGAGUCAUAUGCUGGAUUGUCCUCGCCUAAUAGUGUUGACCAUUGCCCACUGUCCCAAGAUGAGAAGUUUGACAUGGCAUUCUUGGAUGCAGAUUGAUCAGGAUACCCCUUCCCUCUUCACUCCACAGGUACAAUUUCCCACGCUUAAAUCGAUAGUUCUCUCCCACAUGGACAAAUUAAGCAAAAUAUGGACCUGCGGCCCUCAAGGAACUUUCACUUUUAAAUACUUGCAGAAAGUGAAGGCUCGUAACUGUAAGAACCUUGAAAUUUUGUUUCCACAUUGGGUGGCUACAAGUCUAAGCCAACUUGAGGAACUUCGAGUGGAGUCUUGUGGGCUCGAGGAAAUAGUCUGGAGUGCGAGUGGAGAUGACAGUCAACACUCUAUUGCUGCUCAAUUUCUUUUCCCAGUAUUGACUUCUCUGGUAUUACAUGAUAUGCCACAACUCAAGAGCUUCUGCCCUAACUUGCUCACUUUGAACUGGCCAUUCUUGAAGGAAUUGCGAGUGACCCAUUGUGAAAAAAUGAAUAUGUUGUCCUUUCCAGCAACCAUGAGGUAA
Rhodamnia argentea is the source of this 5964-nucleotide messenger RNA. RefSeq lists its product as uncharacterized. NCBI's taxonomy places the organism in Eukaryota, Viridiplantae, Streptophyta, Magnoliopsida, Myrtales, Myrtaceae. The coding region runs from base 1 to 5964 and encodes 1987 amino acids. The record is from RefSeq and is a predicted model, not a curated record. The transcript is spliced from 10 exons. Gene Ontology annotation, molecular function: ADP binding.